GAGGGUGGAAGCGUUAGGUCCCCGGGUCCCCAGAGCCCCCACCGCGGCGAAGCCUGCCCACUCCCUACGGGGCUCCGGAGCCCCGCGUCCCCGGCUUCACGCUCGGCUCUGCUGAGCCGGCUCCGCCGCGCCUUAGUCCGGACUGUCUUCGCCUAGUCCUAGGCCGGGAUCGAAUCCCAGAGCCCCUCCCCAGCUCACCCCACAGCAGCUCACUCCCUCGCUGAAGGCCUGGGGAUCGUCACCCCCGCCCCGGAUGUGCCCUGGUCCAGCUCCCGAGGCAGCCCACCCCUCGUAUUUCUGAGAUCCAGCCCCAGGCUGGACUGGGAACCCACUCCCAUCUGAGGGGCCUGCCGUAAUGGCUUCAGCUCUGGCCUGAGCAUAUGGAUGUCAGGCUUCUGGUUCUGGCUCUGCCCCCUAGCCACUGUGACAUUAGUCUAACCUCUCUCUGCCUCAGCCUGUUCCCUAUCUGAUCUGUUGCUCUGUUCUAGGAGUUGAGUCAGAGCUGCUCAGUUCCCUUCACUCUGCUGACCAGCACAGAAACAGCCCAAACUCUUCUCUCUGCUGACAGCAGAUUUUAGGUAAAGUCUUGAGAAAGAAGAAAUCGGGGCUGGAGAGGAAAGCGGGAAGAAUCAGAUCUCAGAUCUCUGGAGAGAAGGAGCUGUGAGGAGCAGCCCCACCUCCACCAUAACAGACAGGUGGAAAGAGCAGGUUGAGAAGAGCCAGAGCACACAGGCCUCCCAGGAUAACAGCCUUCAACAGGCUGGUGCUGCCCUCCAGCUGCAGGUGUCCCCUCAGCCGCCCCAGUGAUGUGGUGGUGAGGCAGAACCCGCAGACCCUGCCAGAAGAGGGCUCCCAGGGCCAUGGCUCAGGUCAGCAUCAACGCUGACCAUGGCGAAUGGAGUUUGAGCACGGACGCCGGGGAGCGGGCCCGCCUGCUGCAGAGUCCCUGUGUGGACACAGCCCCCAAGAGUGAGCAGGAGGCCUCUUCUGGGGAUCUGGGCAGAGGCACCACUUCCACGCUUGGGGCCGUCUUCAUCGUCGUCAAUGCCUGCCUGGGUGCAGGGCUGCUGAACUUCCCAGCCGCCUUCAGUACUGCCGGGGGCGUGGCAGCCGGCGUCACGCUACAGAUGGGCAUGCUGGUUUUCAUCAUCAGCGGCCUCGUCAUCCUGGCCUACUGCUCCCAGGCGAGCAACGAGAGGACCUACCAGGAGGUGGUGUGGGCUGUGUGUGGCAAGCUGACGGGCGUGCUGUGCGAGGGGGCCAUUGCCACCUACACCUUUGGCACCUGCAUCGCCUUCCUCAUCAUCAUCGGGGACCAACAGGACAAGAUUAUAGCUGUGAUGGCAAAGGAGCCUGAGGGGGCCCACGGCAGCCCCUGGUACGCAGACCGCAAGUUCACCAUCAGCCUCACUGCCUUCCUCUUCAUCCUGCCCCUUUCCAUCCCCAGGGAGAUCGGCUUCCAGAAGUAUGCCAGCUUCCUGAGUGUCGUGGGCACCUGGUACGUCACUGCCAUCAUUAUCAUCAAAUACAUCUGGCCAGAUAAAGAGAUGACCCCGGGGGACAUCCUGACCAGGCCAGCUUCCUGGAUAGCUGUGUUCAACGCCAUGCCCACCAUCUGCUUCGGAUUUCAGUGCCACGUGAGCAGUGUGCCCGUCUUCAACAGCAUGCGGCAGCCUGAGGUGAAGACCUGGGGCGGUGUGGUGACGGCUGCCAUGGUCAUCGCCCUCGCUGUCUACAUGGGCACAGGUGGGUGCUCCCCCCCAAGGGCUGGGGUUGGAGUGCUCCCACUUUUCCUCAUCGUCCCCAAGUCCUCUGGCCCAGCUUUCCUGGGGACAGCGCUGCACUCCCAGCACCUCAAACAUUCUGUGGGCAUUGGCUUCACUUUGGGCUGCCGUGCGCCUCCUCCUGCCCAAACGAGAGAGCUGUGUCCGUCCAUUCAUUCAGCUGCUCUCAACUGGUGCCUAGAGAGUGCCAGGAACUGUUCUCAGCAUGGGGGGUGCCGUGGAGAUGGACGGACCUGGUCCCGCCCUCACAGAAUCAACGGUCUAGAGAGACAGUCCUACAAGAGUAAACCAGGGGUCCGUAAGGGAUUCCGACACACUGGCAUCUGUGGCUUCCUGACCUUUGGAGUUGCUGUGGACCCCGACGUGCUCCUCUCCUACCCCUCGGAGGACAUGGCUGUGGCCGUUGCCCGCGCCUUCAUCAUCCUGAGCGUGCUCACCUCCUACCCCAUCCUGCACUUCUGUGGGCGGGCGGUGGUCGAAGGCCUGUGGCUGCGCUACCAGGGGAUGCCGGUGGAAGAGGACGUGGGGCGUGAGCGGCGGCGGCGGGUGCUGCAGACGCUGGUCUGGUUCCUGCUCACGCUGCUGCUGGCACUCUUCAUCCCUGACAUCGGCAAGGUCAUCUCAGUCAUCGGAGGCCUGGCCGCCUGCUUCAUCUUCGUCUUCCCAGGGCUGUGCCUCAUUCAAGCCAAACUCUCUGAGAUGGAGGAAGUCAAGCCAGCCAGCUGGUGGGCGCUGGUCAGUUACGGAGUCCUCUUGGUCACCCUGGGAGCCUUCAUCUUCGGCCAGACCACAGCCAAUGCCAUCUUUGUGGAUCUCUUGGCAUAACCACUGCCUCCCAAGGAACACGUGGCCUUUGCUGUUGGACCCAGCAUCCCAUCUCUUAGAGCUGCGGGGCCACCCUGAGUCCGGCAUCCUUCCUCCCUACUGGUGGAGUGACAUCUGGACAUCCUUUUCCAGGGACAGUUCUGGGGUUAAAUCAGGCCCCAACCUGUGGACAACUCAAACCCAGCUCCCUUCCUGUCUCCCCCAUCCUGGCAGUGCCAUAGGUGGUGGGAGGAGGUCUCAUGUCACAGAGGAACCUUCCCCCUUCCUCCAACUCUCGACUUCUCCAUGCCUGGAACCCGUGGGUGAAGAGGGCCAGGAGGUCUCAGCAGAAAGAACCCAGCCCGACCUCCCUCUGGAGAAAGGGUGGGCAAAGGGUCGUCCCCCCGAGAGCAGCCUGUCCUGAGUAGGGCUGUGCUCGUUACCCCCGGACACACUGCCUGCUCCAGUCUGUUGGCAGCCCAGCCAGCGGUGGCUUCCUCUGGGAUCUGGCAAGUUCCAAAGGGAGCACCGAAGUCGUACAAAUGCGCAGAGGCAAAGAGAUCCAUGCCUUGUCCACUCCCUCCUGGCCCCCAGUGAGCCUGACAGCCCUCUCUCCCAUGGCUAAGGGGCAUUUCCAAGGCUUUGGGGCCUCACGCUGUCUCGUUCCCCUGACCUGAGGGUCCAGGCGUCCCCCUCCUCCGUCCCAACAUCACCAAGUCUAAUGUUUACAAACGGUGCCGGCCCAGCCUUGAGCCAGGGCCCAGGGGCCGUCCUGUGCCACCACGGUGCUGUGAGCACACCUCCGUGAGCUUUCCCCAUGCGGGGAGUCUGCUUUUCUCUUCAGAUUCCAGACGUGCCCCUCUCUUCCGAGGCAUGAGGGUGGGUAAUGGAAAAGGCUGGGAACCUUUCAGACCCGUGCAGGCUGGGCUGGUCAGGAUCAAGGUGAACCUGUCUGACAUCUGCACUUUCACCCACUGCUUCUCUUCUCCUGCCCUGCCAGCCCUAGCAGCAUGGUAGCCCAGAGAGAAAAAAGGCAGCCGAGUUGUCAUUAACUGGGUGACGUCUGAGUGUAGCCACGCCAGCCUGGAAGUUUCCCUUCCACUGUAGAUCUUGUCUGCUCCUUCCCGACUCCAUCACUUCUUCACCCCCUCCCCCAUUUCUCUAUGUUGCUCAAUCUCUCCUGUGCACAUAAGUAUGCAGGUGGGGGAUUGCCAAACCCCAUCGUGUCAGCUUCCUCAGCUCCACACAUCCACCAGGCCUUCCUUCAGUGGCCUGUCGGUCACACUGAGGUCACACCCAGAUUGUGCCCCAAGCAGGAUGAGGAGGGACACUGUUCUCCCCGUUCUUGUUCCCAUUUUCAAUACCUUGGCCGCUCACUUCGGUCAACCCCAGGUACCAAAUCAGGCUUCGUCCGCCUGGAGCACCAGUAUUUCCCUGGCCCCUCCUGCCCAAACCUCUGUACCAGGGAUGCAAGGGACCCCAGCCCAGCAGACCCCAACUCAGGGCAGUCGGAUGUAAGAAGCAGAGGCUGGCUGGAGGCUGGAGAGGCCUCUGCUCAGUCCCCAGAAUGGGCAACCUGCCUUUCCUCACGUCCCGUCUCGGCCCCCAGGGCCAGACCCACUCUGCUGUUUUCUCUCAGGCUGCUGCACAGCACCAGACCCUGCCAGCGCCCACGCCUGCCGAGGGUCGGAGAACAGCGGUCAGCAGGGCUGCACAGCCUCCUGAUGCUGGGUUUCCGGGGUGGGGGGAUGUAGGGAGAGUCACUGCACAGAACUAGACCAGUCGGGAAAAAGCUGGAAUCCGGCCUCUUGGCCUAACCUCAGGAGCCCCCUCCCUGCCAGGGCAUUUUACUGUUUCUUUUCUAUUUGUGCACAUUCAGACUGGGGAGGAUGGUUAAUAAAAAAAGGGACUUGUGCUGCUGA
Messenger RNA from Equus quagga, 4510 nucleotides. It is a transcript of the gene SLC38A7, whose product is annotated as solute carrier family 38 member 7. The transcript is spliced from 11 exons. Bases 861 to 2609 code for a protein of 582 amino acids. Gene Ontology annotation, biological process: amino acid transmembrane transport. The record is from RefSeq and is a predicted model, not a curated record. Lineage: Eukaryota; Metazoa; Chordata; Mammalia; Perissodactyla; Equidae. Gene Ontology annotation, molecular function: L-leucine transmembrane transporter activity; L-methionine transmembrane transporter activity; L-alanine transmembrane transporter activity.